AUGGCUGUUAAUGUGGCAACCAAAUUUCAGUUUCAGUUACACGAUUCCUCUCACACAUUCCUUAAUCCUUCUCUUUCUCUCUCCACCGCUUCAACUCACCGGAAAAACUGGGACCCACCACAUUCAUCUCAUCAACUUUCGGCGAUCAAUCGUCAUUUCCAAAUCAAACUGACCUUCUGCAUUUCCCUGAUUUAUGCCGGAUUAAUUAAUUUUGUAGAGACAGAAUUUUACGCCAUUAAUGCUUCACUUCCUCUCUCUUUCUUCGAAUCAGAGAUAGAGAAAAAUGAGGAAAAGUUGCAGAGAUAUCUAGUACUUCUACUACUACUGGAAUUCAGAAAAUUAACAGAAAUGGACAAGAAUUCAGACGUGAGGCAUGUAUUCAAUCGAAAAUCCGGUAACGUGGAGAAGGAGAAAACUAGUAAAGAGACGAUAGUGAAACGAUUGAGUGUUAUCGGGAGAGAUAAGGGUUUUGACGGCAAAGAUGAGCUUCACUCUCACUCCUCUACUGUAACCGCUAUGAAAAGUAAGCUUCCCUCAAAGAUUUUCAGUGCUUCUAAAGUUCCUAAGAAGCAACGUUCAGUUAGAAAAGGAUGUAGUGAAUUCGUCUCAGUUCCCUUGCUGGGCGUGAAGAGAUCAAACAAUUGGUUGAAUGGGGCUGAAUCUAUCAGGAAUGAUUGUUUGAAGAAGUCUAAGAUAACCAUGCAUAGUGGUUGGUCGGAUCAUUCAUCCAAACGGUCUGUUUCAGAGGCAAUUUCUAAAGACGAGGAAGAGGUGGCUGAGGCAUUGUUUGCAUUGAAAGGAAUUACUCUUGAUCGCGAUAAUAAGACGAACAAUGAGUCUUUGAAACCAAUAUCCCCGGACUUUUUGAAGAAAGUGAACACUAAUCUUACAAUUUCAUCUCAAGAGGCUAGGACUUUAAAAGAGGAAUCAGAUGCAACUAAUUCUACACCAACCACAGAUCAGGCACUGACUGCUGAUCCUGCACCUCCCAUUUGGUCUAAAUUGUCUGAAAGAAGACAACUUAUUCCAAACUUAAAAGUAUCAGUUCCUCCGGUGCCUUUUCAGUUCCCUCCACUUCUCAGGGCUUGUGAUGACAGACAGCGGACUGAUUCUAUUUUACUUUGUGGUUCAACCGAUCAAAAUUCAGACUGUGGGAUAGGAGAGACUAAACCAGAGAAAUCACAGCUUCCUAAGAAAGAAUCGCACAUUAAUAUAGAAUUAUCAGAUUCAGCAAAUUGUCAAAACAAAGAGCAUUCUACUUCUACAGAAUGCGGAGAUAUUGCUGCUUUACCCUCAAAACCUCUGCAUGGUUCAGGAGUUGGAUAUCCUGUGCAGUCUUCGGCUAUACUUGUUCCCUCUUGGCUUAAUAAUUCUAUAUCUUGUCCUGGUUCCUUUGAUAAUAUCACAUUUUCCGGCAAGGUGCCUUGCUCAAUAAAUGGCGGAAGAAAGUCAUGGAAAAGAUGUGUUGCACAUGUCUACAUUAGUCAUUUGAUUCAGGUGCUGAAUACUUCAGAAGGAAAAGAUUUAAAUGGAACUCCUACUGCUGGCCACAUGUUCGGUUCUGCUUCUUCUAUGUCUAAAACUGCAAGUGAUGUACCUAUGCUCCAUGAGAAACAUAUUGCUAAAGAAGAUGGACCAUCUGUUUCCAGGUUUCACGACUCAAAGAAACAGAGCUUUGAUUUUUUGUCUUUGUCAACUGGAGCUGCCCCAGAAGUAAACAAUGAUGUAGAUAGGUUGGACAUUUCUAUGGAACCAAAAGGACAUGUUCCUGAACUUAACUCCGUUGCACAACAUAAUGCCUACAUGCCUUCCUCGAUGUCGCUAAAUCAUUUUUCUUCCAUUCCUAACAAGGAUCAAGGCGCAGCAGUGUCAAUAGCACUACCUCUUGUGCCACCUCAGGGUCACUUAAGAGUACCUCCAUAUCUUAAUAAUCCUUGUGGGUCUACGCAUAUGGGCACAGCAAGAACUACACAACAGCCACUUUCUAUACAGCAGCAGCAGAUUUUGACAACCAAAAUAGCUGCACAGUUCUGGCAUAACAGUAUACGGGAUCAGCACUCUAUGAAUCUCAAACAGGCUCACCUCCCUGCCCCCUUACCUUCUCUAGAAUCUAUUGGUUCCAAGUAUUUUCACAUUUCGGAACAACAACUGCAACAACUCCAACUGCAGCAGCAGCAGCAGCAACAACUGUUUGGACGUUAUCCACCUUUGCCCAGAUCUGGUGGAAAGUUACAAAAUACUCAACCCACUUGAAUAUGUGAAGACAAAGGUAGUCGAUUUCAUUUCCAAUGAGCGGCUCUUUAAUUGAGAGGGGAGCUUAUGAGAGGAAGAAUUAGGUAAAUUAUCAUCGUGAAUUUCUUUUUCAUGUUUGGAUGAUCAUAUUGGCAUAAUAUCCAAACGGAAAACAACGUCAGUUGAAGGAUCAAGAGUUGCUAAUGAAUUGUAAUAUGUUAGCUGAAAUGCCGGGAAUGUGAAAUCUCCAUCAAACAAAUACGAUAUGCAUACAUGAACAAGAGAACACAUGUAAAGAUCAAUACAUUGGUACUGAGUUGCGGAAAGGGUUUCCUUUUACAACAGUAGUCUUGUUGGUAUGUAUUUGUCCGAGUCGGUAAGAGGAAAGGGCAGUUUGCAAGGAGGGUGUUCUUUUGUAAUUGCUACACACCAAAUUUUUAGACAUAAUGCUUUAUUCAUUAGGUAGAGUACUUUUAGUUUUGUAUUGAAAUGAUAGCAGAAUUUUGGAAAUUUGCUAUACGCAACCUUACUCUAACAAUAAUAGAUGCUUUUGAAUUUUGAUUGAUCAACAA
This is a messenger RNA of Amaranthus tricolor (Joseph's coat), 2804 nucleotides long. RefSeq lists its product as uncharacterized. NCBI's taxonomy places the organism in Eukaryota, Viridiplantae, Streptophyta, Magnoliopsida, Caryophyllales, Amaranthaceae. Bases 1 to 2253 code for a protein of 750 amino acids. The record is from RefSeq and is a predicted model, not a curated record. The transcript has 15 exons.